Messenger RNA from Parnassius mnemosyne (clouded apollo), 381 nucleotides. NCBI's taxonomy places the organism in Eukaryota, Metazoa, Arthropoda, Insecta, Lepidoptera, Papilionidae. The record is from the annotation of a GenBank genome assembly.
AUGAGGAAAGACAAAUCCGGAAAAGGCGGGACUAUUAUUAAUAUAGCGUCUAUUUAUGGAUAUAGAGUUGACCAAUACGUGCCGGUAUAUCAGGCAUCAAAGUUCGCUGUAAUGGGUUUUACAAAAUCACUUGGCAAUAUUGAAAAUUUUAACGAAUUCGGAGUUCGAGUGGUGGCAAUUUGUCCCGGAUUCACGGAAACGAGACUGGUUGUUGAUCCAAAAACGGUGAUAAAAGAUACCAAAUUCAAAGAAUUCACUAAAAAGCAAGCGUGGCAAACAGUUGAAGCGGUCGGAAUUGCAGCAGUUGAGGUAUUUGAAACAGCUGGUAGUGGUACUGCAUGGUUAAUUGAAGGAGCAAAACAGAUUGAGCAAAUAUUAUAG